GGGCAUGACUAUUACUUCUGGUAACGUAGUCAUAGAAAAAGACAGCAGUAAUCUCAUUGGAAUAAGUAUUGGUGGUGGAGCACCAUUCUGCCUUUGUCUCUACAUUGUUCAAGUGUUUGACAACACUCCAGCUGCACUAGAUGGAACAUUAGAGGCUGGUGAUGAACUUGUUUCAGUUAAUGGAGAAAGUUUAAAAGGAAAGACAAAAGUUGAAGUGGCAAAAAUGAUUCAAGCUUGUGAAGCUAAAGUAAGCAUAAAUUAUAAUAAACUCCAUGCUGAUGUGAGCCAGGGAAAGACUUUGGAUAUACUUUUGAAAAAGGUAAAGCACAGAUUAGUCGAAAGUAUGGGUAGUAGUGCUGCUGAUGCCUUAGGAUUGUCUAGAGCAAUUCUCUGCAAUGACACACUAGUUCAAAGAUUGCAAGCACUGGAGAAGACUGAAAAUUUUUACAAAGGUCUCACUACACAUAUGAAAUCCGUGCUACAUGCAUUUUUUGAUCUGUUUCAAGUAUUUAGAGUAUUUGGAGAUACUUUUGCCUCAAUGGGGGUGAAGGAACCUCAAUCAAGGGCCAGCGAAGCUUUCACAAAAUUUGGCGAGAUGCACAGACAAAUGGAAAAAAUUGGCAUCACCAUGUUGAAAAAAGUCAAGCCAAUUUUGAAUGACCUUGGAACUUUCCUUCAGAAAGCCAUUCCUGACACAAAAAUGACAAUUAAUAAAUAUGCUGAUGUCAAAUUCGAAUAUCUGUCGUACUGUUUGAAAGUCAAAGAAAUGGACGACGAAGAGCAAAUCUCUAUAUCUAGUCAAGAACCACUGUACAGAGUUGAAUCAGGAAAUUACGAAUAUCGAUUGGUAUUACGAUGCAGACAAAAUGCAAGAGUAAAAUUUGCUAAACUAAGAUCAGACGUUCUUAUCAAACUUGAACUUUUAGAAAAUAAGCACUUUGAGCAUAUUGCCGAUCAAUUGCAAAAAUUCUCUACUGGACUCUCUGAGUAUUUUGAAAGCAUUUUAAAAGUACUGUCGGAAAAUAUUAUUUUUCCCGUUGAAAUUGACUUACCUCAGAGUACUUUUACACAAAAGGCUCCUGACCAUGAAAAAUAUGAGGAGGAAGGAGCGUGUGGGUUUGAUCCAAGUAAAUUAUUAGAUUUUGACGCGAGUGAAGAAGCAAAGCCAAGUACGAGUGGCAGUGCGAGGCAAGGACCAAGUGAAACUAAAUCUAAGCCAACAGACUUGAGUGAUUUGGUGGAUUUAAGUGGUUUUACCAAUAUGAAUCAGAAAUUUGAGGAAUUGUUGAAGUUGGAUGAUGAAUCCGAGCCAUUCUUUAUGUUUGAAACAAAAGAAACAGUUGAAAAAAAAAGUAAGGAGGAACCGUUGCUACUCAUCAAAGAAAAAGAGGAUGAUAAAUCGUUUCUCACACCUUUAGAAUUCAACAAAAAAUCAACUGAUACAUCUGUAAAAUCUCCCACAGAAUCAACAAGUGCUUCCGAAUCUUUGCUAUUUCUGGCCAAUUUCGACGAACCACUGAUUAACAUAGAAUCAAACUAAAAUAAUUUAUAUUUUGCUUUAUAUGUACCUAAUUAAAUUUGUGUAUUUGAUACCAUUUUAUCAAAAGUUUCAACACGUUG
Molecule: messenger RNA, 1620 nt
Organism: Copidosoma floridanum
Lineage: Eukaryota; Metazoa; Arthropoda; Insecta; Hymenoptera; Encyrtidae
Gene: PICK1
Product: protein interacting with PRKCA 1
Biological process (GO): receptor clustering; positive regulation of receptor internalization; intracellular protein transport
Cellular component (GO): postsynaptic density; synaptic vesicle; neuron projection
Molecular function (GO): protein domain specific binding; protein kinase C binding; phospholipid binding
Source: RefSeq, a predicted model, not a curated record